Messenger RNA from Hypanus sabinus (Atlantic stingray), 5228 nucleotides. Its product is annotated as transmembrane protein 248-like. Lineage: Eukaryota; Metazoa; Chordata; Chondrichthyes; Myliobatiformes; Dasyatidae. The coding region runs from base 2238 to 3239 and encodes 333 amino acids. The record is from RefSeq and is a predicted model, not a curated record. The transcript is spliced from 7 exons.
UGAAUUAACAUAUCACAGAUUUUUGUUUUUAUUGCAUUUUGGAAAAUAUCCUAACUUUUCUGGAAAUGGGGUUUGUAAGUUAGCUUCCCCCGCUUCCCAGCAUCUUGAGGAAUUGCUUUUUUAGUAGCAAAGUAAUGCAGACAUAAAAUCACCGGGCAAGGUUUCAUCUCCACUGAAGGCUUCAAUCUAUCUUUGGAGGAGCUUCGAGUAUCUCACUAAAAAGUGAGUAUGGCAUAUUCAUAAAAAACUGUAGUGGCUCACCGGUUUCCAUGUUUUCAGGCAAGCCCAGUAUGCGUUAAUUCAUCCUACGACUUCUGCUUUCCAGAUCAAUCGUUUUCUUCUUAGUUCUCAAUAAUUUUGAAGUAACCUCAACAAUUUUCUUUUCCAUAGUAGAUACCUUUAAUUCUUGUUCUUUAAUCACUUGAUUCACUGUCUAAUGUUCUCUUCCGAAUCUAUUAGUGUCCUUUUUAAGUGUAUGAUAUUGAAAUUCCAGAUUCCUGGACAGCAGAGACAGUAUUUUCAAGCUUUUCAUUAGCAUUCGUCAGUUUAUCAAUCUUAGCGUCCACCAUUCCGAUCUUGGUGUUAAUAUCUUGCAUCAAAGAAAACAUUCUUUCUGAAGUAGAGACUUCCUCUGCCUCCUUUGUUUGUUCAGCUUCGGAAACAAUUUUGCCAUUAAUUCAAUCCCAGUUCGGGUUCCAGCCAUCAUAAUUAAAUCAUAAGUCAUUCACUAAAAGUAAUAAAUCUUCAAAGUUUAGACAAAACUAGCAGUGGAAAGCAAGUUGUAAAAGGAAGGAGUAGCGCCAUCAGGCGUCUUACUCCAUGGGCUACCAAGAGGAGACUCCCCAGUGUUUCAAAUUGUCCCCAGGUGUAACCUAUCUUCAACAGGAAUCCCAAAGACCCUCAUCCCUGGGAAAGGUGUUUCUGUAGCACUCGGUUUUUUAUGAAAUGAGGUUGCUAGUCCCAUGCCCAACCUUCCUCCUUUCACAGCCAGGGUUUCUUUAUCAAUCUUUUUAUUUUACAGCCAGGCUUGGGACCAUCCAAGGCAGAGUUCAAGAUAAGCCUACUGUGCCCAAUAUGUUGGGCCUUGUGCAUAGGCAUGGGAGUUAGUCAGCACGAAUCAUGAGUUGCCACUGGUUCAGUUCGGCCAAAUCUAAUGUACUAGCAAGGAGUGCAAAAUUAUCAAGGACUUCCUCAAACAUUUUUUUUAGUGAAAAGAUUGCUGCUUUUGUGUGGAGUGCCACAGUUAUGAUUUUCAUCAAGGCUGUGUCAGGUGUAUCACAACGGUUAUGUUGGUUUGACAAGAUGUGCUUUAUGGUCGCUGUUUAACAUUCUACUGUUCCACAGCUGAGGAAGAAUUAAUAGGCAAAGUAACUAUCAUCAUUCUUGCCUUAUCCAGUCAAACUAGAACAUCUCAGCUCUGACGCGUAUGCUAUUUGUUUAGAGAUGCAGCAUGGAACAGGUCCUACCGGCCCAAUGAGCCACGCUGCCCAGCAACCCACUGAUUUAACCCUAGCCUAAUCAUGAGACAAUUUGCAAUGACCAAUUAACCUCCUAACCAGAACAUCUUUGGACUGUGGAAGGAAACUGGAGCACCUCAAACUCCACUGCCUUAAGCUGUGCUUACUGCUACACUACCGUGGAGGAAUGGAGGAAAUAUUUGAUCAAGCUUGAUUGGAACAACUGAAUGGAAAUGGUGUCACUAAGAUCCCUGAUGUCUGUUGCUUCCCUCAACUGAUCUUUUUGAUUUCUUCAAAGACAGGGUUCUGCUUAAACUACUGAAUUGUAAUUGUCUCUCUUCUCUUUUACCCUUUAUACCAUUGGUGUUUAGGGCAGUAAUAAAGGUCCUCCAUCUCUGGCGCUGUUCACAGCCUCUUUCAUCGUGUCAGUAGCUGCCACCCCCAACCUCAGUUUUCUCUGUUGUCAGUCAUGUAAGUCUUAAGGCUGAUUUAUACUUGUGAGUAUGGGCUAUGCCGUAACCCUGAGUUUUCACUUCUGCAUCGUUCUACGUUGUAGCAAGCAUGUGUUGCUGUGUGCCAAAACGCUAGUCGGUGUUGGGGUUUCUAUGCCACUGUGUUGAGUUUCUUUGUGAGAGACAUGGAUGAGGAAAUGCAUUUCAAACACUUUCACAUGUUGGCAGGUAGAUUUGACAAUUUGGUUCAUCUAUUUUGUAUUGGUGUACGCACAGCCUACAGACAUGGCAGAGAAGAAGCAACCGGAAAUGUGUAGGAGGAAAUGCGAUGCUACCAAGCGGGCCAAUCACAGUUGUUGCGGUCUGCACCACCACAACGCUCCGAUUAGCUGCUGCCAUGGUAGUGCGUCAGGGGUUGGAGGAUGUGAAGUAUUUUCUUACCGACAGGCCACCGCUGGUUGUGUUUAUUCUGUGCAUCAGUUCUUUGGCAGUCGCUUUCUUCAGUUUAGGCAUCUAUAUCCAGUCACAUGAAAUCACAAACCCUGAUGUGCCUCAGAUCUGGAAUACAGUCCUUCAGUCUCUUAGUAAACUGAAAUUCUGUCAAUUUAAAAAUAAAAGUUUGGAAGCUCUCCCUGCCCUUGUUGGGCAUGGUUCCAUAAGGAGGCGACCAGACCCUGACCCAUUAGCUCAUACCACUACAGGACAGCCUUCAACUGUUGUUUCUACACCAAGUGCACCAGUCAGUGUCUCCCUGCUGGUGCCAAUGAGCUUUGACUUAAAGGAGCCAUACAAAAGAUUUUAUAGCAAUGUAACUUUUCUCCAGGCUGUGGUAACUGGAAGUCUGCUAGGGCUAAGAGAUUCUAAGGCAAAGGAACUGAUUAACAUCAUGCUCAUGUCACAAUGGACACCUGAACAUUACCUUUCACAAGUAAAUUCCACAAAUACCGAGAAUCACCUUAGCUGUAUCACAAUGACUGCAGCUGCACAUGUUCUCCCUCAAGAAAGAUAUUUUCCUUCCUGUAACUUGGAGAAUCUCACCAAUACAUCUUUGUACCAGAUCACAUUGGCAGAGAGCUCUGAGAAGGCAUCUUCACAAAGUCACACUUCUGUUCAGUGCUACGUGGCACAGUACAAACCUGAACCUAAUUUUACCAUUCUGCUUUUGGAGGAAGACCGUAUUCUCUGCAGUCGGCAUUUACUAAAUGCCAGUUAUAUUCUAAUUCUACUGGCUGUCGUUAUCUUCUUUGUAUCUGUGGCAUGUGGAAUGAGAAAAAAGCCAAGGCACAAAGCAACAAAUCUAUAUAAGAACAUUGUCCCAGAAGCGUUGUAGAACAUACAGAUGGCCUUUUGCAAACUUGAGAUGUGCAGCAAUGUCGUUUUUCUGGAGAGCAUUGGCUUCUUCUGUGAUGUCCUUUCAUGAAUACCAUUUUGUUCAGUGCUUUUCUUACAGUGGACACAUGAACAGAGACUUAAACAAGUUCCAAGAUUUCUGCAGGUCUUUUACUGUUAUCCGUGGGUUCUUUUUCACCUCCUUCAGCAUUGUAUGUUCUGUUCUUGGUGCAAUCUUUGCAGGAUGCCCUCUCCUAAGGAGAUUAGCAACAAUACUGAGUUUACUCCAUUUGUAGACCAUUUCUCUUGCUGUUGACCGAUGAACACUCAGGUUUUUAGAAAUGUUUUUUUAGCCUUUUCCAGCUUCAUGUAUCUACAAUUCUUCUACGGUCCACUGAAAGUUGUUUUGAUCUAGGCAUAAUGCCAAUAAAUAGAUCUUUCCAGAGAAGAGUCAGUAACCUGACUUUGUGUCACUUCUGCAAGCCACCUCUACAACCCAUACCUCCAAUCUCAUCUCAUUGAUUGGAACCCCUGACUCCAUAUAGCUUUUUAGAGGGUAUUACCCCAGAGAUUCAUUUGGAUAAUUUUUCUCAAUAAAUAAGCAAACAAGUAUAAUGUUCUUUUUGUGUUAUUUAUUUAAUUGGGUUCUCUUUAUCUAGUUUUAGGACUUGGGUGAAGAUUGCAUUUUAGUUCAUAUUUAUGCAGAAAUAUAGAAAAUUCUACAGGGUUCACAAACUUUCUAGCACCACUGUAUGUUCUGUGAUAUUAUUUGUAAUGAGCUCUGAAUUAAUGCAGGCAAGUGGGAUUAAUAUCGAUCAAGGGUUCCCAAUCUGAGGUCUUCAGACCCCUUACUUAAUGUUAUUAGUUCAUGAGAUAAAAAUGGUUGGGAAACCGUGGUAAAGAUAGAUAUAAUGAUCAGCAUAGAUCAAGUGGGCCAAAGGGCCCAUUUCAAUGCUUUAUAACUCUACAAUUGUUUAAAGGCCUUAUUAGUUUGUGUUUUAAGGUUAUAAUGAUUUUGUAUGUUAUUGAGAGCAUUUUAAACUUCUAUUAUGCUUGUGCCAAUUGUACAGCACAGUUAACAAAAAUAUCCAGUUCUACCAAACAAAUUGUAGGUCUCUCUAUUCCAGUAUGUUUCGAAGGUUGUAGCUGCAUUUUCCUUUGAUGAGCUCUGUUAUGGAGGAAAUAAGGAUGCUAGAGUUGUCUGCUGCAUCCAUUGUCAGAAAAAUAAAUUGAACAUGUUCUUUUUCAAAUGUUUUACCUCUCAUUUGCAAUCCUCUGAAUCAAUAGAUAGAUGAGAAUGUGUUAGCCCUCAUUUUUCUCACCCUUCAUUGCAUGUACCAACCUUCUUGAAAGAUGUGCAGGAGAGAUACCAGAGGGUAGCUUAUCUGAUGGAACUACACUACAGCAUGUUAAUGGCCUGGAGGUUUGGCACGUGCCACAUAAUGUACUACAUGACUCAAUUUUACCAUAAUCUCUAGUAUACAGUAUUCACUAUCAUUUUUGACAUUAGAUUUGGGUCUUUGGUGGGGAUGACAUGCACAGCUGGGCAUAUGGAUCAAAUCAUGUUCAUGGCACAGUUGGACAUGAUUUGUAGCAUAUUCUUUUGUUGGUAUGGUGCCUUAGCAUUGAAACAGGUCUUUACUGAAUUGUUGAGAUUCUCUUCAGUGUUAAAUGGGAGGGAACCUAUGUUACUUGAUCUGUUGUGGGUUUCCAGUUCAUUAACCUUUCCAUUUCUUCUUGGUAGGUUCUCCCAAUUACAAAUGUUACCAGAGUUCCCAGUUGCCCCUCUUAAUGACUGCUGUCCCAAUUACUCAGUCACUGAUCCCAAGCCAGGAUAUUCUCCUACUUUCUGCUCAAACUUUGGUGUGCCAAAUCUUAUUUCCAUCAAGUCAUGUACUCAUCUAGACAUGGUACAUUUUGUAGCGUGGUUUCUUUAGAAAUGGUGUGAUUGUCUUGACAUUCAUGAGAGUAUUUCCUAUGUUUUUCUAUA